This is a messenger RNA of Pomacea canaliculata, 3354 nucleotides long. RefSeq names its product disintegrin and metalloproteinase domain-containing protein 17-like. Lineage: Eukaryota; Metazoa; Mollusca; Gastropoda; Architaenioglossa; Ampullariidae. Gene Ontology annotation, molecular function: metalloendopeptidase activity. Gene Ontology annotation, cellular component: plasma membrane. The record is from RefSeq and is a predicted model, not a curated record. The transcript is spliced from 24 exons. Gene Ontology annotation, biological process: Notch signaling pathway; membrane protein ectodomain proteolysis. Bases 903 to 2519 code for a protein of 538 amino acids.
ACGAAAUUCAUUGCGGCAAUGGAGUCGUUGAUAUUAGAGAAGAAUGCGAUGCAGGUCCAGACGGUCUGGAGGGCAAAGACAAAUGCUGCAGCAGCAUCUGUCUGCUCAGAGAAAACGCUCGCUGCAGUGAUUUCAACAGCAAGUGUUGCCGAAACUGCCAAGCUGCUCCAGCGGGAACCAAAUGUGGAACAGACCCAGACAGUCAGUGUGUAAAAAGUGCAACGUGCGAUGGCGUCAAACAUAGUUGUCCUCCUUCUGUCCCUCUAGCCGAUGGCGCCGCUUGCCAAGACAGUCGUGUGUGUUUUGGAGGCAAGUGUCUUUCCUCGUGUGAAGUGCUUGAAAAAAAGAACGGGAGGACCUACGAACCAUGCCAGUGCAAACAUGAGAUUAAUGCCUGCAAACACUGCUGUAAGGAGGUCCUUGGCAACAAAAAAUACGGCCCAUGUUUACCAACUGAAACGUCUCUUGGCUCUGGAGAACCCUGCUACAAAGGUGUAUGCAAUGAACAAGGAGAGUGCGUGCCAGAGGAGGAUGUUCCUUGCGGCAAUGGUAUCUUAGACGAAAACGAAGAAUGCGACGUAGGAGAGAGCGUCGUGAAAAACCAAGAUAAAUGCUGUAACAGUACUUGUCAUCUAAGAGUAUCUGGGCAAUGCAGUGGUGUCAGCGAACCGUGCUGUAAAGACUGCAACAUCGCACAAGAAGGAACUGUUUGUGGAGAUCCCAAUGAAGAUCCUUGUUGGGAGCGCGCAAAGUGCGAUGGUGUUUUCGCCGAUUGUCCGGUUCCUGAGCUAAAAGAGAAUGGAAUAGCCUGCCAUGGAGAAGGCCGGUGUGUUUACGGCAGAUGUAUUACCAAGGACUGUCAGGAGCUUGGAGAUAAGAAUAAUCGGCUGUACAGAGCCUGCAUGUGUGAUAACGAUAUUAAUGCCUGCAAAAGCUGCUGUCAGGAGGACCUUGGCAACAAAAUAUACGGCCCAUGUUUCCCAACAGAAACGCGUCUUGGCCUUCGGGAACGCUGCUACAACGGUGUAUGCAAUGAACAAGGAAAGUGUGUGUCAGAGAAGGAUGUUCCUUGCGGCAAUGGCGUCUUAGACACUGAAGAGGAAUGCGACGCUGGAGAGGAAAGCUUAAAAAACCAAGAUAAAUGCUGUAACAGUACUUGUCAUCUCAGAGAAUCUGCACAAUGCAGUGGUUUCAACAAACCGUGCUGUAAAGACUGCAAAAUCGCACCACAAGGAACUGAUUGUGAAUAUAACUUUGACCUGCCGUGUAUGGAGAGCGCAAAAUGCGAUGGUGUUUCCACUGACUGUCCGUCUGCUGUGCCAAAAGAGAAUGGAGCAGUCUGCAUCGGAGAAGGCCAGUGUAUUAACGGCACAUGUAUUACCAAGGACUGUAACGAGCUGGGAAAAAAGGAAAAGAAGUUCUACAGGGCCUGCAUAUGUGAUCGUAAUGUGAUCGAUGCCUGCAAACGCUGCUGUCAGGAGGACUUUGGCAACAAGACUUACGGCGAAUGUUUACCAAGAAAUACACCUCUUGGCUUUCGAGAACGCUGCUACAACGGUGUAUGCAAUGAACAAGGAAAGUGCGUGCCAGAGAAGGAUGUUCCUUGCGGCAAUGGCGUCUUAGACACAGAAGAGGAAUGCGACGCUGGAGAGGAAAGCUUAAAAAACCAAGAUAAAUGCUGUAACAGAACUUGUCAUCUCAAAGAAUCUGCACAAUGCAGUGGUUUCAACAAACCGUGCUGUACAGACUGCAAAAUCGCAAAAGAAGGAACUAAUUGUGAAUAUAACUUUGAACUUCCGUGUAUGGAAAGCGCAAAGUGCGAUGGUGUUUCCGCUGAUUGUCCGUCUGCUGUGCCAAAAGAGAAUGGAAUAGCCUGUCGUGGAGAAGGCCAGUGUAUUAACGGCAGAUGUAUUACCACAUACUGUAAGGAGCUGGGAGAGAAGGAUAAUCGGCGCUACAGAGCCUGCAUGUGUGAUCAUGACGCUUCUGUAGCCUGCAAGCGCUGCUGUCUGGAGGUCUUUGACAACGAUACAAAUGGUCCGUGUUUCCCUACGACCGAAACACUUAGACCUGGACAACGCUGCUACAACGGUGAAUGCGAUGAAAAAGGAGAGUGUAUUCCAUCGGAAGGCCUUUUUACUGUCCGGCUAUUCAACUUCUUCAACAAUUUGGAUUUUGACACUCUCGCGGAGACCAUGAAGACUAACCUCGUCAUGACUGUCGUGUUUCUGACAGCACUGUUCUGGAUCCCAAUCAGCUGCUGCAUUUCCUGCAUGGACGGGAAAAACAAAAAACCCGCACCUAAGAAACCGAUGGCACGCAAAAAACCACCCACUAAAAAAAUGUCUUCGUCCGUGGAUCCCAAGUCUUAUGAAAUGAGGAAUGUGAAUCCGGCAGGAUCUUCAGUCGAUUCCGGCAGGAUCUUCAGUCGAUUAGACAGGAUCUUCAGUCGAUCCGUCCGCACAACCGUAAGGUCCAACGCCUGCCAAACGCCAAUGAAGGGAUGUGGACAAGAAUAAAAUAAGUCCAUCAGUACUGUAAAAAACAGUAUUAACACGAAAUAUUUCAAAGUCUGGCCUAACACCGACAGACUAAAUAAGAUCUAAAAUAUUUUGUCUUAUCGGAUGAAAGACUAUUACUUUUUAAAAUAUCACAAGUACACACCGAAGAAUAUAACAUUUCUUAAAUUACAUAUUUAAGACUUGUUUCUAUAACUUAACACUGUUUUAAAGAAGCAAAUUAAAUCCAAUGCUUUUAAACAAGCCGCUAGGAAAGAUGUACUGACAAGGCUGAAAGUAUACAUCGAGUUUUAUCUCACACAAAAAAUUAAUUUUAAAGUUUAAAAUUGUUUUUGUGCACAGCGUUUCUAUGAAAUGGAUUAUCUAAAUAGAUUUAAUGCCUUUCUUUUUAUUAGUAUUAGCUCGUUUCAGUUUGACUUGGUUCGUUGGACUGUAUUUAAAAACAAUUCUAGCUAGUGUUCGUACACAUGGCGCUGGACACUGAACUAUUUAAAAGUAAGAAGUAUAUCUAUAUCUAGAUAUUCCCACAGACAGAUAAGAAAACUACAUUUUCAAUGUAGCUCAUUGUGAUAUAUUUGAAAUUCGUUAUUCAGUAGUUAAGACGGAUUUGAACAGUUUCUUUACUCAGACAAGGAAAUAAAACAUUUUAAAGGAAGAGUAAAUAUUCAGAAACUUUUUGUGGAAAGAUUGUGUGCCUUCCAGUUGUUACGCGGAGUAAAGAAUGAUGGAAGAGAUUGUUUUGACAUCUUUUGACGUUGAAAUUUUGUAAACUGUUUUAAAGAAUUAUAUACAAUGCUUUUAACAAGAUCGUAGGAAAAAUGUCAUGACGAGACUG